UCGUCAAAGAUACCGCGGCGUGUCUCAACCUCGUCAUGAACACUCAUGAUCCGUAGUGCCCGCAUCGAGGAAGGGGUUGAGAUGCGACGAGCACCAGGGGGCAUCUCACUGAUCAGUUGGGAACUUCGACUUACCCCCUUCCCAUCUCCCCCUCACCCAGGUGAGCAAUGUCUGCGGACUUCUGGGCAGGCUACAUCUCGGGUGCAGUGGGCAUCAUCAUCGGGAAUCCGCUUGAUGUUCUUAAAGUCCGCCUCCAAGCCGGGCCCGCCGCGGUCCCGGCCCCCACAGCCCCCGUGCCUGCCCCGCCCCUCAACAGCGCGCCCUCACUCCACACCAACUACAUCCGGCCCUUCCUACUUGGCACAGCAGCCCCUGUGCUCGGAUAUGGCGCCCUCAACGCACUCCUCUUCGUCUCCUACAACCGCACCGAGGCCUUCCUAAACUCCCUCAGCGCUGUCCCAGGCGCCAGCACGAGCAUCGGCGACAGCCAAGGACGCGGGACCAACCUCCUGACGACGUGGCUCGCCGGCGCCGUCGGCGGACUCGCGACCUGGGUGGUAUCGACGCCCACCGAGCUGGUGAAGUGCCGCGCCCAGGUCCAACACCAAGCACCCACGACGACGCCAAAUUCUAGACCCAGCGCCGGGGCCACCUCCUGGGCGAUAACCAAACACAUCCUGACCCACCAAGGCGGCAUCCGCGGCCUCUACGCCGGCGGUGCCGUGACCGCCCUGCGCGACAGCAUCGGCUACGGCUUCUACUUCUGGGGCUACGAGCUCUGCUCGCGGUGGAUGCUGCAGCUCCAACUCCAACAGCAACAACAACAACAACCCCCACCAACCCAACAGCACAACGAUCCCGGCGGGGCCUCGCUACUCGGCACCGACGCAGCUCGAGUACUGCUCUGCGGCGGGCUGGCAGGCAUCAUCACGUGGGCGAGCAUCUUCCCGCUGGACGUGGUCAAGACGCGGGUGCAGACGCAGGAUCUGGCGGCGGCAGCAGCGGCGCCGGCGGCGGGCGGGGAGAGGACGCCGCUGGUGGCCGGGGCCGCGGCGGCGGGGAGGAGGAAGCUCGGCGCGUGGGAGGUCGCCAAGGAGACGUACAGGGAGGGCGGGAUCCGGGCGUUCUUCCGCGGGCUGGGCGUGUGCAGCGCGCGGGCGUUCAUCGUGAACGCGGUGCAGUGGGCGGUGUAUGAGUGGAUUAUGGCCGAGCUGGGGCAGGGGAGGAGCAGGCAGGAUGUGUUGGCGUUGGAGGCUGGUCGCUCUGGGUGAUGUUUGAGGCGGGGUUGAACUUGUAUAGACGGGUGAAGAUUCAUUCCUGGAAAAAAGUCUGAGGGCCCUAGACGAUACCCGUGUGUUUUCACCAGCGGUGGUGGGUAAUGGGGAUGCGGUGACAGCCACUGAGCAUGGAAGCCUGAUAAACAGAGCGGAUUACUCGGAACGUGCCUCCAUCCAUCCGUCCGGACGAUCAACUCCAUCCUUCCGGGAAGCGACACGAGAUCCAAGUCCGAAGACCCAGUGUAUACCGUUGUCCAUCCGCUACUG
Molecule: messenger RNA, 1544 nt
Organism: Thermothielavioides terrestris NRRL 8126
Lineage: Eukaryota; Fungi; Ascomycota; Sordariomycetes; Sordariales; Chaetomiaceae
Exons: 1
Coding region: 168-1271 (367 amino acids)
Biological process (GO): transmembrane transport
Molecular function (GO): transmembrane transporter activity
Source: RefSeq, a predicted model, not a curated record